Trypanosoma cruzi is the source of this 1410-nucleotide messenger RNA. RefSeq names its product mucin-associated surface protein (MASP), putative. The coding region runs from base 1 to 1410 and encodes 469 amino acids. The record is from RefSeq and is a predicted model, not a curated record. NCBI's taxonomy places the organism in Eukaryota, Euglenozoa, Kinetoplastea, Trypanosomatida, Trypanosomatidae. The transcript has a single exon.
AUGGUGAUGAUGAUGACUGGCCGUGUGCUGCUGGUGUGUGCCCUCUGCGUGCUGUGCUGCGGUGCUGCGGUGGUGGUGUCGGCGGCCGACGGUGCUGACGGUCCUGAGAAAGAAGGAAAGGAAUCAGCUGAGGAUUCAGGGUCUGAAUCCCCCGACAGUCAAGAGGAAUUACUGGGAUCGUCAGGCUCAGUCGAUGGAAGGCCCGAAUCAGCGGGGCAGUUGUUGGAUAAAAAAGGAGGAAUAAAUUCCCACCAGCAAGUGGACUCGGUCAUACAUCCAUCAACAGGCGAUGAAAGAAGGGUGGAAGAAAAAGAAAAAGAGAAGGAAGGAGAUAAAAACGUCUCAGGGGCACUUGAAAAUUUAAAGAAAGAUGAAGAAACAUCACCAUUACCAUCGAACCCACCAGAAGGAGUAGGAAUACUACCGCCUCCAAUACCGCCAGCAUCCAAUGACGGUCAUGUCGAUGGCAUUCCUGCUGAUGGUGGAAUUGUUGGCAAUGUUUUGUUGUCUCCUCCUUCUGCUGGUACUUCUCGACAAUCGCCUAAUCCCACGGUUGGUGAUAAUUUGCAAAACACCGGCGUUGCGUCGUUCAAUCAAGAAAAUAAAUCUUCAGGAACAGGUAAGCAAUUAGGACCAACAACUGCAGGGACCACAUUGCCCAAAGUGGACGUACAGAAGGUCUCAAUACCCGCAUCCGAACAACAACGGGACCGCUCUGCUUCACAAGAUGCAGCAAGAAAUCAUUUUUUUGGAGGAGGUGAAACUGAAAAUGAGGCAGAUCGGAGUGACGUGGCGACGGAAGGUCCUUCCAAACAAACACCAGGAAAUCAAACACUGCCGCAAAUAAAAACAACACCAGAACCACCGACAGCACCACCAUCACAAGAACGGCCACACGUAAAACCACAGGAGGAACUAUCACCAACACCGGACGUUCCAGCAGAGGGAAAAAGCCUACCAGCACCAAGAGUCUCAAGGACCCCAACAGAAGAAACCCACAAGACGCCGUUGUCAGAAACCAACACGGAGCCCGAAACAAAGCUACAACCUUUAAAAGAUGAAGUGCAAGAGCAAAAUGGUAGUCCCACCAACCAAUCGCACUUGUUGAAGAAUGCAGCUACCGACAGGCUAGCGGAAACGACAGCAUCAUCCAUCUCCAAAAUUGGCAGUGAUGAUGCUCAACGGCCUUCCUCCAACGAACCACAGGACGGCUCCGAAACUGCUAAUACUGAUGUUGCUCUUACAGUCGGUGAGGCAGCGCCACAAACAGCAAAACCGGUCACAGUCGCUCAGGCAAAUGAUACGGUGACGCCUGGCGACAGUGACAGCAGCACCGCGGUUUCCCACACCACCUCCCCUCCUUUGCUUCUUGUUGUUGCGUGUGUGGCUGCUGCGGUGGUGGCCGCGUGA